Messenger RNA from Punctularia strigosozonata HHB-11173 SS5, 1437 nucleotides. RefSeq lists its product as uncharacterized. The transcript has 6 exons. The record is from RefSeq and is a predicted model, not a curated record. NCBI's taxonomy places the organism in Eukaryota, Fungi, Basidiomycota, Agaricomycetes, Corticiales, Punctulariaceae. The annotation marks the transcript as partial.
AUGUCCCGUUCAUCCAUCUGGAGCGAGGAGGAGAGGGCGUUUCUCUCCACGUUCUGCGUCGAUUAUGUGAAUACUGGCAGCGAUAAGAAAUCUUUCUAUACACUUGUCUGGGGCCAGUAUCUUCGCAAAUUCCCCGUCAUGCCUACCGAGGUCGAGAUCCUUGCAAACGGCGGAGAUGUGUUGAAGGCGUUCAAAUCCGCCGCUUGUGCUCAGCGUCGUGCAAAGCGACUCGGGCAAGCGACUAACUGGCUUCAGAACAACGCGGCCCGCAUUGCUGCCUUGCUCAUACCUGGCCUUGCUGCCCCCGUUCGUGUCCGGACGCUCGACCUUUCAAAUAAAGGAAAAAGGAAACCGCAGCUUCCCCAUGCGUGGCAACGUCUUUUCUAUGACGAUCCCAAGGUGAAGGCGGAGUUCAACGAAGUGUGGCAGGAAGCGCUUGCUGCUGGGUGGUCAAAGAAGAAGCAGGCAGCGUUUCGCAACAAGUGGUCGGUUGACAAGUAUAUGGAGUCUAGCGCUGAGACGAAGGCGCUGGUGGACGAGUAUCGUGAGAAAGGUUAUCUCAAAGAUGAUGCUCAACGAUAUAUCGAUGUUGAUGCUGAGGAUGACGAUGACAUGAUCCACGCAAAGCAAGUUCAAGAGUACCUUGAUAAUCUACCUCACACCCUUCGACGCGUCGCGGAGAGCCUUCACAAGCAGACCGGAUGGCACUUCAGUAUCACCUGUGGAGGGCCACUACCUCGUGCCAACGGGGAGGUGAAUACUCUGCAUUUGUCCAUCGGUAAAUGCAAGCAGGGUUUGGAAUUCUCAUCCUGGAACUCGGACCACAAGACAGACAUAGCGAAUUUUAGACAGUUCUGCAACGAGACUUGGUCCCAAGACGAAUGUCUGGUGAUGAGUCUCAAUAGGAGCCAGUCCGCAGCAUCCACCAAUCCAGCACCGACGUCCUCGACAAACUGCGAUAGCGACACCUCAAUGAUCGACCCCGAAUUGAUGGAUAUGAAGCUUCUCACGGAUGGGCUGUCCCUCGACGGUAUCAGCCCCGAAUUCCUCGCCUCAGCAGCGGCAUCUUUAGCAGAACAGCCUCUUGACUCCUCGACAGGGAACCCAGUCCCAUCGAAGAAACGUCGCAAGGCUCAGGCUAUCGCCACGAAUCACAAGAAAGCAAAAACUCUUCGCGAUGCAUCGCUGCUUGAGGAGGCCGAGACCUUCGCUCUCUCGGGAUUAUCUCUACCCUCCGCCUCGUCCUCAGUGCCUCCCGUCGCGUCUCCAGAGUCGGCGCCCCCCGUCGUGCCCCAAGCGGCGGUGCCCCCUGUCGCGUCUCCAGGGUCAGCGCCUCCUGUCGUGCCCCAAGCGGCGGUGCCUCCCGUCGCGCCUCAAGCGGUCGUGCUUCCCGUCGUGCCCCCAGAGUCGGCGCCUCCCGUCGUGCCCCAAGCGGCG